AUGGUCCACUAUAACCCGCUCACCAAAGAGCCCUAUCUCCAACUACCAGCACCAUGUGCAAACAUCAUCAUCACUCCACAUCGCGAACACCAGAUCGAGGAGACUUCUGCUGUUAUGACUGAAAUUCUCAACGAUUCACGAGUAUACCGCUGGUUAGAAGGGCCACCUUACCCUUUUCUGCCCGAGCACGGCGUGGACUGGGUAAAAAUGAAAAUAGCAGAGCACAAAGAUAUCCUGGCUACUCUGCGAAAAGAAUUCGAAAGAUCAGAAAGUCAAUUGCAGAGCGACAGUGCAAAUGGUCAAGAGGAACCAAAAUUCUUCGAUAAAUGUCCUUUUGUUUGUAUACGCGAAGUAACAGAAAGAGAUCCUACAACCGGCGCGCCGCUCCAAGAUGUCUUGGUCGGAGACUUCACACUAUCGCGGUAUGCUUUCUAUGAGUUGCGACCCAGUAGCUGGGAGUUUGCACUGGUACAGAAGCACAAUAAUGAGUUGCCUGCGGGGCACAAGGAUAUCGUCUGGGACUAUCUUUCUCCUACUCAACAGAGCCGAGGAGUUAUGAGUGUUGUGGUUCGAACUGUCAUCCAAGACUGGGCUAUCCCUCGGAUGAACCUUCAUCUUCUUAAAGGUAGCUUUUUUGUUGGGAAUAUAGGAAGCAGGAGAGUACUUGAGAAGAACAAUUUCGAGGAGGCUGGUAUAUUUAAAGAUUGGGCUUCGGCAAGCCCAAACAAGGGACGAGGGAAGAUGUCGAUUGGCGUGAUGGAGUGGAAGGGGCUUUUGUAG
Penicillium vulpinum is the source of this 780-nucleotide messenger RNA. RefSeq names its product GNAT family N-acetyltransferase. The transcript has 2 exons. The record is from RefSeq and is a predicted model, not a curated record. The coding region runs from base 1 to 780 and encodes 259 amino acids. Lineage: Eukaryota; Fungi; Ascomycota; Eurotiomycetes; Eurotiales; Aspergillaceae.